ACGAUAGACCAUAUCUACUGAACCCGAGUGUUUAAUUAUGGUAUUCCAUAGCUUAUCCAUACGAUAGACCAUAUCUACUGAACCAUUCAUAACAGGUGACGCAUCAGGGUCCACUAUUGUGUCCCAUGACCCUGCUACACAAGACAAACCCCUUUUAUUUAUUCACACACCUUAAAAGUCCUACUUGCAUCAAGGACCUAUUUAUCUUGGAUAUUGACCAAACAUUCUACUUUAAAAUAGACUGCCAAAAACGUUUAUUCACACUUUGUAUUGACGAAACGUUGUAUCGACACAUUGUAUUGAUGGAAUGCAAUUAACAAAAAAGACGGCGCCUAGAACAGAUUUAAAAGUUUAACAGAGUAUCGAUCGAUAUGCAAUGUGAUAACUGCCGGCGAGUCGUGGAAAUACUAUUACUGUUGACUGGUAUUCUCUUAAUAAAGGGCGACACCGACUUAGAGCACGUCAAAGCGGUUUGGAGCAGAUACGCACAGCUCUCCAAUGGCGUGUCCAGCUAUCGCAGCGAGUACCAGCCUGGUACUGGAGCAUGCGCAAUUGAUCCACUAGCACCACUGAAUAGCGAGCCUGGUUGGGUCGUGGUGGCAGCCGGGAAGGAAGAGUACCUGAAGUCCUUGGGAUGCGGCAUGUGCGUGGAAAUCAUGGUCAGCGGUCAAGCCGUAAGUACUGCGCAUGGCUCGGAGCCUCCAAUGAAUGGAUCACUCAAAGCGACGAUUGUGGACUUGUGCGGAGGGUGCCAACAAGGAGGCUUCAAUUUGUAUGUUCCCGGGUACGGCACAUGGAAAACUUCAUUCAAAUCGAUAGAGUGUCCAAAACUUGCCGGACAGGACGGAAAAAUCCAGUUCAGAUUCUUUGCAAGUAACCCCUGGUCGAUCAAACUUCAGGUGCGCAACUCAAAGGUUGUGACAGCAGGUUUAGAAAUUCUACAUAACAACCGUUGGAUCUGCAUGCGACGCACCGAUGAUAACUACUUCACUAUCAGUGGGAUAGGCGAGCUCAAGUUCCCUAUUAAAGUGCGUGUGACGAGCAUUGCCAACGAACGGCUUGAGAGCACGAUAACGAGGCUAGUGAAUGACGUCAGCAUACCAACUACUAUUCAGUACAAGGGUUUUAUAGAAGAUAGCAUACCUGAGAAGAUCAAGUGCUACGGACAGGGAGAUGAGAAUGCCUCCUUAAAGCGAACUAAGACUGAGAUAACAUCACCAAACUCCACCUUUAAUCAUGCCAGUCGGGUGUCACCUUACACUACAAGUAACCCUACCACCGACACGCCAAUACCUCACAACACUGCAACACCUACGUUAAACCAGAUGCUACCUACGAACACCCCAAGCCCUCUCGUACAAAAUGGAUCACAUCACUUCAUCUAUUAUCAUGGAGAAGACCAGUUAUCAAAUGGAGAAAAGUCUACUUCACAGGAUAACAGUAUCAUAAUAACACAAGAUCGAACGUCACUCAACAACACCUCAAGUUCUGCACCAGACAAAUCUCCAAUCCUAACAGACAUGAAAGACUUUGCUCAGACAUUCCCUACUGAAGGCACUCCAAAAUAUAGCAAUAAAGAUGGUAUGUUCUGCGAGAGAAAUGGUGAUGGGAUCUACGCAGAGAAAGAGAACUGUUACGGGUUCGUGCUUUGUGGCGGCGGCAUCGCCCACAAGAAGACAUGCCCACCAGGUCUGAUCUUCAACACGGAUCUCAUGGUCUGCGACUGGUCACAUGAAGUAAAAUGCAACCCUGACAACGACGUCAUUGGACGUUAAAAGACCUGUAUGCUAGUGAAUUAAAUAGGCGGCUUCCAGAUAUUCUACUAGAGUAGAGACAAAGAACCGUGUUAUAAUGGACGAAGAGAGUAACUAAUAAGGGUGUUUAAAUGGGCCAAAAGAAGUUUUUCGCACAACUACGCGUAAAACUACAAGUCGUGACCAAUAGCAUGCAAAUGCUUUAAAAGAGGUACAGGAUCCGCCGUGUCAAUUUAUUAUCACUUUUGAUUAGGUAAUCAAUUAGAUAUGCUAAAAUGCGCACAGAUUAGCACGCUCUAUUGACCAAUAUUUUACAGAUCACUACGUUGAAUUCUAAUACCAAAAAUUCGACUCUGUAACAUGACUUAACUAUCUUAUAUGGUAUUUUCUGAAUGAACAACACCGUCCAAUUCAGUUAUAAAAAUAACCCCCGCUCAAGGGCGAUAAGGGACUUGAAGCAGUCACUAACACAAUACUAACUAAGAUUAUUAAGAGCAGAUCGAAUUUUUAUUCGCUGAUUUUGUCCAAAA
Messenger RNA from Nematostella vectensis (starlet sea anemone), 2284 nucleotides. RefSeq lists its product as uncharacterized. Gene Ontology annotation, molecular function: chitin binding. Lineage: Eukaryota; Metazoa; Cnidaria; Anthozoa; Actiniaria; Edwardsiidae. The record is from RefSeq and is a predicted model, not a curated record. Gene Ontology annotation, cellular component: extracellular region. Bases 372 to 1775 code for a protein of 467 amino acids. The transcript is spliced from 8 exons.